Erinaceus europaeus (western European hedgehog) is the source of this 821-nucleotide messenger RNA. It is a transcript of the gene LY6K, whose product is annotated as lymphocyte antigen 6 family member K. Gene Ontology annotation, biological process: binding of sperm to zona pellucida. The transcript is spliced from 4 exons. The record is from RefSeq and is a predicted model, not a curated record. Bases 241 to 714 code for a protein of 157 amino acids. Gene Ontology annotation, cellular component: acrosomal vesicle. Lineage: Eukaryota; Metazoa; Chordata; Mammalia; Eulipotyphla; Erinaceidae.
CUCCAGGGUUAUCACUGGGGCUCGGUGCCUGCUCUGAGAAUCCACUGCUCCUGGUGGCCAUCUUUUUGUUUGUUUUGUUUUGUUUCUGUUGUUGUUGGAUAGGACAGAGAGAAAUUGAGUGAGGAGGGGAAGCCAGAGAGGAGGAGAGAAGGACACCUGCAGACCUGCUUCACCGCUUGUGAAGUAACCACCCCCCAGGGCUCGAACCAGGAUCCUUGUGAAGGUCCAGGCAACACAACGAUGAGGGCACUCCUUCCUUUGCUCCUGGUCGUGUUCCUGCCACAUGUGAAGACCAAUGGCACCAUGACUGGAAGACAAAGGUUAGGACUGAGGUGUCAUGUAUGUGAGAAAGAGAAUAGUUUUGACUGUAAGAGCCCAACGCAGUGUGACAACAACAACCUGCACUGUGUCACUGCUGCCGUAAAAAUAUUACCACGGUUCUACUAUGUAUCAAAGCAGUGUGAGGUACAAUGUCCAAUAAUAGAAAUCCCACCGAACCCUAAAAACUUUCGACUUGAAGCGCCAAUGCCCUUCUUAUAUCUGAAGUGCUGUAAUACAAAUUUAUGCAAUGAAGAAGAACCAAAUCUGCCUGGAUUAAACGCAACGUUCAAAGGAAGUGAAGGCUCAGGUGGUAUGAGGAUCAGCAGUGGGGCUCUAGUGCUCCCAUUCACCCUCACCCUCACUUCUGUGUUACUGAGCCCCACACUGUCUUGAGCACUGAACCUGCUUCAGGCCCUGUCCCUGAACAUCACACAAUUGAAGUUGACUAGAAGCAUAUAGUUGACAACCAAUUGAAUUAAACUUCUUUUUUUCUGGAUUGA